This is a messenger RNA of Rubroshorea leprosula, 736 nucleotides long. NCBI's taxonomy places the organism in Eukaryota, Viridiplantae, Streptophyta, Magnoliopsida, Malvales, Dipterocarpaceae. The record is from the annotation of a GenBank genome assembly.
ACAAUAAACCCUACCUUGAGUCAUCUUUCUUCAAUUUUUGUAAUUGCAGGAGAAAGAGGGAAAAUGUUGAAGUUCCUAUCGAAGGUACGGCUCGAGUUCAAUGCGCUGGACCCUCGACUAGCAUCAUGCAUGGAGUUUUUGGCCCAAUGCAACGCGCGCAAAGCCAAAGAAUCAAACCCAGCGUGUCAGGUCCAGGUGAAGCGCCGGACCGACGAUGAACCGCCGAAGAUCACCGUGACCUUUGUCAACGGAGUGGAAGAAGUUUUCGAUGCCACAUCAACUCCUGCUCAGACGAUAAGGAACAUGAUUCUCGAGAAGGGUCAGCUCCUUGAAACCGAACAAAUGUUCCGUGAGGCUGGAGAGAAGUGGCCGGUGAUUAUCCCUGAGGAGGAGCUUGACCAACUGGCUCAGGGCACCAAGCCUAGGAAAGCAGAAGAAAAGAAGCAGUGAAGCCUCCCAUCUGAUCCAUUGAUUUGCUCAUUAACAGUGUCAAUGACUACCAGACCGUGAGGCUUGAACAGCUUAAUGGAACCUUCACUUUUGUGAGAGAAUACAUAUGUUAACACUGUUUCAAACCUGAUUUUUGCUGCUAGAAUGAAUGUUUUCAUUGACCAUAAUUUUGCAGUAUAUCUAUGGUGCCUGUCAGCCAGUUUACGAUUAUGCAAUAAAAAUAGCUGUGAUUACAGAUUCUGUUGAUGUUUUUGGCUAUGUUCGACAAUAUAUUUAGUGCAGUGAG